Messenger RNA from Diospyros lotus (date-plum), 1723 nucleotides. RefSeq lists its product as uncharacterized. Lineage: Eukaryota; Viridiplantae; Streptophyta; Magnoliopsida; Ericales; Ebenaceae. The transcript has a single exon. The coding region runs from base 126 to 1559 and encodes 477 amino acids. The record is from RefSeq and is a predicted model, not a curated record.
CUUUGCACAUUUGACUUUCAGGUGCAAUGGGGUAGAUUGCAUCUAUUCUCCCUAUAUUGGAAGGAGCCUCCCAGCCAGAGUUGGAUGGAUUGCUUCAACUCUUCAAUCUGCAAGGUUCUUGGCUAAUGAAUUCUGCUUCUUCUCCCACCAUUCUUGUCAUGGAUGCAGCAGCUUCAGGCGCAAAGGCUCUAGCUUUUUGCAGCAAAUCAAGGAGCCUUUCGAUACAUGGCACAAUUAGCAGUAGAGCUUUAGGAAGAAGAAGAAGCUUUUCUGUCCGACAAAGGGCUCCAAAGCCAAGAACAGGCGGCAAUAUUCUUUUCCUCACCCGGUGCUCCACGAGGCCCGGAAUCGACAGCGAUAGCGCAACGAAUCAGAAUAAUCCCGCCAUUGAAAUGGGUGGUGGUUCGAGCAGGACUGCUGGGCACCCGGAAACCAGUACUCUUCCAAAUCAAGCACUCCCGUCCACCAUUUCCAAAGGCCUGGUCCUUGCUUUGGGGUCUGAAGAUUCAUGGGACGGCGCCGAGCUUGGCUCGCCCGUGGUGAAAAGAUUUGUUGGGGACGAUGAAGAGAGAUGGUACAUGUGGUACCAUGGAAGGCCUAAUGGCGCAGCCGACGCUGCUGCAGUCGACUGUCUUGGUUUAGCAGUUUCCAGUAACGGGAUUCACUGGGCCCGAGGAACCGGAGCUGUUCGAUCGAGUGGAGAUGUUGGGUUGGUGAUGAAUUGCAGAGAGAAUUGGUGGGCUUUUGAUACUAAUAGCAUUAGGCCAUCUGAAUUGAUUAUGAUGCCCAUCCCCAAUUACAGUUCUGUUUACUGGCUUUACUACACUGGAUUUUGUUCCGAAGAAUUGGAGCUUGAAAGCUUAGAAAGGCUUGAUCUUGGCAGCAAGAAAGAUGGCAAAAUUCUGAAAUCUCUUCCAGGAUUAGCUUGCAGCCAAGAUGGACGGCACUGGACCAGAAUUGAAGGAGAGAACCACAGUGGGGCUUUGCUGGAAGUUGGGGCCAAAAACGAGUGGGAUUCUUCGUUCAUUGCAUCUCCCAAAGUGGUCUUCCAUGGCCGUGAUGAUCUGAGGAUGUAUUACCACUCUUUCGACCUCAAAAAUGGGAAAUUUGCAGUAGGGUUAGCAAGAUCAAGAGAUGGGAUCAGGUGGGUGAAACUGGGGAAGAUCCUGGGAGGAGGAUCAAGAGGCUGCUUCGAUGAACUCGGUUCGAUGAAUCCACACGUUGUGAGAAACCCCAAGGAUGGGAGCUAUUUGAUGGCCUAUGAAGGGGUGGAUGCAGAGGGAGUGAGGAGCAUUGGUAUGGCGGUUUCUUCGGACAGAUUAAGGCAGUGGGAUCGGCUUCAAGACGCCGCGGUGCUGACGCCAUCGGAGCAAGAAGGCUGGGACAAUAAAGGGGUGGGAUCGCCAUAUCUGGUUCACAUGAAAGGACUUACUGGCGAUGAUCAAUGGAGGCUUUACUACAAAGGGGUUGGUGACAAUGGGAGAACUGGAAUUGGAAUGGCUGUGUGUGAAGGCAGUCAAGUUGGAAAUUUUAAGAGAUGGGAAGGCCUUCAAUUGUGAGAUGGAUUCCAAAGUCUAUUUUUUUUUUUUCUCUAUUUGGGUAAGUAAAAUUAUAUAUGUAUAUGUAUAUAUACACGUAUAUUACACGAAACUUAUAUUUGGUGUCACAAGCAACUGAACUUUACUAAACUCAAACUCAAGACAUCGGAUUCAUUAGGUUAUGA